Messenger RNA from Helianthus annuus (common sunflower), 1737 nucleotides. RefSeq lists its product as uncharacterized. The record is from RefSeq and is a predicted model, not a curated record. The transcript is spliced from 14 exons. Bases 270 to 1430 code for a protein of 386 amino acids. Lineage: Eukaryota; Viridiplantae; Streptophyta; Magnoliopsida; Asterales; Asteraceae.
GCAUAAUGAAACGGUAACAAUGUCAAUUAUUCUAUCUUUUCAUUAAGAAACAAUUUUUGGCCGCAAUAAAUAUAAAAAGCAGUUCCAACAAUUCAUACCGAAGUCUCUGGAACAUAACUACAGCUUUUCUCUCUCACCAUCGUCAACUGAAACUGUUCUCUAGACCUGGUAAAAAACUGUACUAUAGUUUUGUGGAUGAUGCUGUAAGUCUGUCAGGAAUUGCUCGCAUAAUUACUAGAUAUUGACAUUUGAAAUUGAGCACUUUUAACAUGAUGAAAGGGAUGCAUCGCAGCGGUGUUUUCAAGAAGUCGAAUGGUACAGCAAAACUAAUUAUAACUACAAUUAUGGGAAUUGUUGUUGGAUAUUUCAUAGGUGUUUCUUUUCCAUCUGUUUCUAUUACCAAGGUUAUUUUACCUUCAAGCAUUUAUUCACCCUUUGAUAUGACAAUGCAUGAGGAUCGAUCUAAAGCUCUUGAACGUAGUUUCCCCGAAAAUCUUGGUUCGGGUAAUACACCCGAAACACCUAAGAUCUAUGUUCCAACAAAUCCUCGUGGUGCUGAGUCAUUGCCCCCAGGAAUCGUAGUCGCAGAAACUGACUUAUAUUUGAGAAGAUUAUGGGGUGAACCUAGUGAAGAUUUGAAGAAAAAGCCUAAGUACUUGGUAACAUUCACAGUCGGUUGGGGUCAAAGGGGCAAUAUUGAUGCAUCAAUAAGAAAGUUUUCUGCGGAUUUCCAAAUCUUGCUUUUUCAUUACGAUGGUGUAGUUACCGAGUGGGAUCAAUAUGAGUGGUCAAAGCAGGCAAUACAUAUUAGCGUAAGGAAACAAACAAAAUGGUGGUAUGCAAAGAGGUUUUUGCAUCCAGAUAUUGUAGCAGCAUAUGAUUAUAUUUUCAUUUGGGAUGAAGAUCUUGGUGUUGAGCACUUUAAUGCGGACAAGUAUAUCCAGUUGGUUAAGAAACACGGGUUGGAGAUUUCUCAGCCCGGUCUUGAACCGAAUAAUGGAUUAACUUGGCAAAUGACAAAGAGGAGAGGUGAUAAAGAAGUUCACAAAGACACUGAAGAAAAACCAGGAUGGUGCAGCGAUCCUCAUUUGCCUCCCUGUGCAGCAUUUGUAGAAAUUAUGGCUCCUGUAUUUUCUCGGGCAGCUUGGCGGUGUGUGUGGCAUAUGAUUCAGAAUGACCUGGUGCAUGGAUGGGGGUUGGAUUUUGCACUAAGAAGAUGCGUAAAACCUGCACAUGAGAAAAUUGGCGUUGUUGAUUCACAGUGGAUCAUUCAUCAAGUCGUUCCUUCCUUGGGUAGCCAGGGUCAAUCAGAGAAUGGUGAAGCUCCAUGGAAAGGGGUACGUGAUAGAUGCAAAAGCGAGUGGGCGUUGUUCCAAGAUCGACUUGCAAAUGCAGAUAAAGCUUAUUUCAAGCAGAUUGGAAAGGAGUGAAGUGUUGCUUGCUGUAGGAAGAUAUGUAUGUACAUUGUUUUGUUUCCUUUUGACCUUUCAUCCAUGUUACGAAAGGUGGUGAGCGUGACCAAAGCCCGCUUGAGGUGGCUUCUGUGUUCGCCACAGGGAUCCAUAGCACAACAUACUUUGUACUCUAGCGUGAUAUGAUUAGCAGAAAAAAUGUCGGCUUUUGUGCAUAGUUUAAGAUUUAGCAGAGUGGUUUUCUUUCUGUUCGGAUGUGUUAACCUGACAUACGUUCUGUUUUUAUUACUGUUUGCAACUUGUCCCACUAGUGCUUUGGAGAAUA